AGGAAAGGAAAAUUUGUUUAGGGUUAUAUAAAGGCUCUUAAUCCUCACAAACUAAGAAAAUUGGUAAGAAACUCAAAGAAAGAGUACUAACCUUAUUGCUGCAACAACCUCGAAGCUAGUUCAAACUAGUGGGAGGUUGUGUGCAUAGAAGCACACCAAAAACCAAAAUACUUGUUACUUAAUUCAAUUCAAAUUCAUCAAAAAAACUCGAAAAAAAAAAUCGACAUGGCUCGCGGGAAGGUUCAGCUAAGGAGAAUUGAGAACCCGGUGCACAGGCAAGUGACUUUCUGUAAGCGCCGAGCAGGGCUUCUGAAGAAGGCUAAGGAGCUCUCUGUGCUUUGCGAUGCUGAAAUUGGUCUUGUCAUUUUCUCCGCUCAUGGAAAGCUCUAUGAACUCGCCACCAAAGGAACCAUGCAAGGGCUAAUAGAGAAGUACUUGAAGUUCACACGAGGGACUCAACUUGAAGCUGUAACUGAAGCACGUCCUCUUGUUUUGGAUGCUAAAGAGGAAACCAAUGUGCUCAAGCAAGAGAUCGAUACGUUGCAAAAGGGUAUCACGUAUUUGUUUGGAGGAGGAUUAGGAACUAUGGCAAUGGAUGAGUUGCAAGUUCUUGAAAAGAACCUCGAAAUCUGGAUGUAUCAUGUUCGCUCAAUGAAGAUGAAUAUUAUGUCACAAGAAAUCCAAACUUUGAGGGAUAAGGUGUUGGAGAAUACUUCCGUCACUAACUUUGUCCCAUUUGCUACUGAUACUUCGUUCCCAUUAAUUAUACAAGAUGGGAUUUUUCAGCUCUAGAAAAUGAGUUGGAACUUUAUUAUUACUAUUGUAUAAUAUUUCAAUAAGGGAAGGAAUGACGAUUGUGAAUGUGUUGCAUACCAUUAAAUCCUCUAGCAUGGAGUAUGUACAAUGACUUUUGACUACUUACAAAAUGGUUCCCAAGCUUUGUUGUAAGUAUUAAGAUAUUGGUGUAAAUUUCAAUACUUUCCUGAACAAGUUUACAAUAUAAUAAGGUAUGAAAUGUGUGGAUUAUUGCUAGUUUGAA
This is a messenger RNA of Medicago truncatula (barrel medic), 1039 nucleotides long. Its product is annotated as agamous-like MADS-box protein AGL12. Gene Ontology annotation, molecular function: protein dimerization activity; DNA-binding transcription factor activity; RNA polymerase II transcription regulatory region sequence-specific DNA binding. The coding region runs from base 226 to 792 and encodes 188 amino acids. Gene Ontology annotation, biological process: positive regulation of transcription by RNA polymerase II. The record is from RefSeq and is a predicted model, not a curated record. Gene Ontology annotation, cellular component: nucleus. The transcript is spliced from 6 exons. Lineage: Eukaryota; Viridiplantae; Streptophyta; Magnoliopsida; Fabales; Fabaceae.